Sardina pilchardus (European sardine) is the source of this 7235-nucleotide messenger RNA. It is a transcript of the gene atp7a, whose product is annotated as ATPase copper transporting alpha. The record is from RefSeq and is a predicted model, not a curated record. The coding region runs from base 363 to 4964 and encodes 1533 amino acids. Gene Ontology annotation, cellular component: membrane. Gene Ontology annotation, biological process: monoatomic cation transport. Lineage: Eukaryota; Metazoa; Chordata; Actinopteri; Clupeiformes; Clupeidae. Gene Ontology annotation, molecular function: ATP hydrolysis activity; copper ion binding; ATP binding. The transcript is spliced from 23 exons.
GAGAGUAGUGGGCUGGAGGAGAGGGCGAAAGCGCUAAUGUUACUUGCUGUCUGUUGAUCCUCUGGAAACCGUUUUAUCAGACAGAACAAGUAGAUUGGACGUUUUCUUUAGGGUCGUCAGCUUGCCCAUUCCUUUGAUGGGAUUAAUGGCCCAGUCUGGGAUUUGUUAUGAAAUAUGCUGCGGAAGCUUUUGUGUGUAAAUGGUGAGGUAGUCAGAUUAAGCUAGCUAGCUAGCAAGCUUGCUAGCUAAGUAACUUGCGGCGACGUUUAAUGUCAGCUCUGGUGAAUGCUAGCUAGCCAGCCAUCAAAAUCGCCCGUUCGUGUGUUUUGUAAUAAUCUGACUUCGCACGUUAACAAGGCACAAUGAAGACAGACGUGAAAAGCGUCACCCUCGGGGUGGAGGGCAUGACGUGUGGGUCCUGUGUCCACUCCAUUGAGCAACGGAUCGGGGGUCUUCCUGGGGUAAUCAACAUUCAGGUGUCACUAGAGCUAAAGAAUGCCACGGUGGUGUUUGACCACGCAUCGCAGAGCCCCGAGUCCCUGGCGGAAGCUAUCGACGACAUGGGUUUCGAGUGCAUCCCAGCGGCUGAUGGCGAAGUAACACCUGUUGCCACGGAGACACAGACUUUCCCCAUCACGGGCGUCCCCGCGGACUCGCUUCAGGAGGCGCUGGCGGCGCUGUCCCAGCUCCGGGGCGUGCUGUGCGCCGAGGAGGCCGGCGACGAUCUGGGGAUCUCGGUCACGUACGUGCCCUCCCUCACCGGCACGGAGCAGCUCGGAGGGGUGCUGAGCAAGCUGGCGUCACCCGCCGUGGCGACCGCACCCAGUCCAGACUCCGCAACGUCCCCCCUGUCCCCCCUCAGCCCCCCUCCGGAUGGGCCGGGGCGCGCCUCGGGAGCGGAGCUGGUGCGGAUGCGCGUGGAGGGCAUGGUGUGUCUCUCCUGCACCACCACCAUCGAAGGGAAGAUCGGCAAACUCAAAGGAGUUGAAAAGAUCAGAGUGUCUCUGGAGUCCCAAGAGGCCACAGUACUGUACCUGCCAUACCUCAUCACAGUGGAUGAGAUCAUCAGCCAGAUAGCCGUAGCUGGCUUCAAGGCUUUUGUCAAGUCAAAGCCUCGGCCAUUGCAGCUGUCUGCUACUGAAAUGGAGCGCUUGGUGAGUGCCACCGUGCCUGAAGGGGGCACUGUGGCCCAGCCUGCAGAGGUCACCAACCUGCUGAAGGUCACGGGGAUGCACUGCCAGUCUUGUGUGACCAACAUCCAGGACACCAUCGGCAAGCUGCUUGGCGUCAGCUCAGUGGUCGUUUCCCUGGAGACGGAACAGGCCACCAUCCAGCAUGACCCCAGAGUGGUUACAGUGGCGGCACUACAGCAGGCCAUCGAGGCCCUACCGCCCGGCAAGUUCCGAACUCAACCGGUCAACGGAGACCCGAGGCCGACCCCCUCCGGCUCCGUGUCCACCUCCCCUCCACCCCCUGCCCCACUGUCCCCACAGGAGGUCAGCCUCCACCAGCCCCAGCACCCUCUCUCUUCCCCGGACGCUAGCUUCCUCCAGCCCUUGGUGGCUGUGGCGGCGGUCCAUAUCGAGGGCAUGACUUGCAAUUCCUGCGUGCAGAGCAUCGAGGGCGUGAUCUCGCAGAAGAAAGGGGUGAGGUCGGCCAAGGUGUCGCUGGCCGAACACCAGGGCACCUUUGAGUAUGACCCACUGGUGACGUCACCGGAGGAGAUAAGGGAAGCCAUAGAAGACAUGGGCUUUGAUGCCUUCUUGCCAGAGACCAAUUCCCUGGUGCCCAGGCCAGCCAGCUCAAGCAGCCCUCCGUCCUUGCGCAGCCAGGCCCUGUCUCCGUCCUCCGUGAGCGGAAAGGAGAGGGAGACGGAGGAGGACUCGGAGCUAGGCCCCGCCAACGGAACCGCCCAGACGUACUCCAAAUGCUUCAUCCAGGUCGGGGGGAUGACCUGCGCGUCCUGCGUGGCCAACAUCGAAAGGAACCUCAAAAAUGAGCACGGAGUGCACUCUGUGCUGGUGGCUCUGAUGGCCAGCAAAGCAGAGGUGCGCUUCAACCCCAGCGUCAUCGACCCGCUGAAGAUCGCCGAGUGCAUCAGGGAGCUGGGCUUCAGCGCCUCGGUGAUGGAGAACUACGACGGCUCGGACGGCUCGCUGGAGCUGGUGGUGCGAGGAAUGACGUGUGCCUCUUGUGUGCACAAGAUUGAGUCCAACCUCAUGAAACAGAAGGGCGUCGUUUACGCCUCCGUUGCCCUGGCAACCAACAAAGCCCACAUCAAGUAUGACCCGGAGGUAACGGGACCCCGUGAUGUCAUCAGGCUGAUUGAGAAUUUGGGUUUUGAAGCAUCACUAGUGAAGAGGGAUCGCACUGCUAAUCACCUGGAUCACAGUCAGGAGAUACAGCAGUGGAGGCGGUCGUUCCUGGUGAGCCUGUUCUUCUGCGUGCCCGUUAUGGGCAUGAUGAUGUACAUGAUCGUGAUGGACCAGCAGAUCAGCUCGGCGCACCACCACAACGCCACGGCAGAGGAGCGGCAGGCCGCGCACGAGCACAUGGUCCUGGAGCGCCAACUGAUGCCCGGCCUGUCCAUCAUGAACCUGCUCUCCUUCCUCUUCUGCGUGCCCGUGCAGUUCAUCGGCGGCCGCUACUUCUACAUCCAGGCCUACAAAGCCCUAAAGCAUAAGACGGCCAACAUGGAUGUUCUCAUCGUCCUGGCAACCUCCAUAGCCUUCACCUACUCUCUGAUCAUCCUGCUGGUUGCCAUGGGGGAGAGGGCAAGGGUCAACCCCAUCACCUUCUUCGAUACGCCCCCUAUGCUGUUUGUGUUUAUUUCUCUCGGCAGGUGGCUGGAGCAGAUUGCUAAGAGUAAGACCUCCGAGGCCCUGUCCAAGCUGAUGUCCCUGCAGGCCACAGAGGCCACUGUAGUGAGUCUGAAUGCCGACAUGUCAGUGAUAAGUGAGGAGCAGGUGGACGUGGAGCUGGUCCAGAGAGGGGACGUGGUGAAGGUGGUGCCAGGGGGGAAGUUCCCGGUGGACGGCCGCGUCAUCGAAGGCCACUCCAUGGCCGAUGAAUCACUCAUCACAGGAGAGGCCAUGCCUGUGACUAAGAAGCCUGGCAGCACGGUGAUCGCCGGCUCCAUCAACCAGAACGGCUCUCUGCUGAUCAAGGCCACCCACGUGGGCACGGACACCACGCUCUCCCAGAUCGUCAAGCUGGUGGAGGAGGCGCAGACUUCCAAGGCUCCCAUUCAGCAGUUUGCCGAUAAGAUCAGCGGCUAUUUCGUCCCUUUCAUAGUGGGUGUCUCUCUCCUCACACUGAUCGCCUGGAUCCUGAUUGGCUUUGUGAACUUCCCCCUGGUGGAGAAAUACUUCCCUGGCUACAACAAGAGCAUCUCCCAGGCCGAGGUGGUGGUGCGCUUCGCCUUCCAGGCCUCCAUCACGGUGCUGUGCAUCGCGUGCCCCUGCUCUCUGGGCCUGGCGACCCCGACUGCAGUCAUGGUGGGCACAGGGGUGGGCGCCCAGAACGGCAUUCUCAUCAAGGGCGGCGAGCCGCUGGAGAUGGCACACAGGAUCCAGUCGGUGGUGUUUGAUAAGACGGGCACCAUCACCUACGGUGCGCCCAAGGUGGUCCAGGUGCGCAUGGUGGUGGAGGGGAACCGGGUGCCACGCUCCCGCCUGCUGGCCAUCGUGGGAACUGCGGAGAAUCACAGCGAGCACCCACUGGGUGCAGCCAUCACACGCUACUGCAGACAGGAGCUGGGCACGGAGUCGCUGGGCACCUGCACGGACUUCCAGUCGGUGCCCGGCUGCGGCAUCCGCUGCCAGGUGAGCAACACGGAGGGCCUGCUGCGGCGCGAGGACAGCGAUGGCGACAGCGAGGAGAACCAGCGCAACGCCGUGCUGGUGCAGAUCGGCGACACGCACGGCCGAGGGGUCGACAGCUCGCACCCCCUCAUCAUGGACCCGCAGCCACUCACGCUGGUGCAGUCUGCCUCCUACUCGGUUCUGCUGGGGAACCGGGAGUGGAUGCGCAGGAACGCGCUGCAGCUGCGGGCAGACGUGGACGAAGCCAUGACGGAACACGAGCGGCGCGGAUGCACUGUCGUGCUGGUGGCCGUCGACAACGUUCUCUGCGCCAUGGUGGCCAUCGCCGACACGGUGAAGCCGGAGGCGGAGCUGGCGGUGCACGUGCUGAGCAGCAUGGGGCUGGAGGUGGUGCUGAUGACCGGAGACAACAGCAGGACGGCGCGGGCCAUCGCUGCACAGGUGGGCAUCAGGAAGGUGUUUGCGGAGGUGCUGCCGUCCCACAAGGUGGCCAAGGUGGAGCAGCUGCAGCAGGCGGGCAAGCGCGUGGCCAUGGUGGGCGACGGCGUCAACGACUCCCCGGCCCUGGCCAUGGCAGACGUGGGCAUCGCCAUAGGAACGGGCACCGACGUGGCCAUAGAGGCGGCGGACGUGGUGCUCAUUAGGAAUGACCUCCUUGAUGUGGUGGCCAGCAUAGACCUGUCGAAGAAGACCGUGAAGAGGAUCCGCAUCAACUUUGUCUUUGCCCUCAUCUACAAUCUGGUGGGAAUUCCCAUUGCUGCUGGCAUGUUCAUGCCCAUCGGCCUGGUCCUGCAGCCCUGGAUGGGCUCUGCUGCCAUGGCAGCCUCGUCCGUCUCCGUGGUGCUCUCCUCCCUCCUGCUCAAAUGUUACACUAAGCCGAGCGCCGAGAAGCUGGAGCAGCGGGUGGGCGGCCAUCGGCGGUCGGGCAGCCUGUCGGACGUGAGCGUGCACAUCGGCAUGGGCGAGCUGCGCAGGCCCUCGCCCAAGCUCAGCCUGCUGGACCGCAUCGUCAACUACAGCCGCGCCUCCAUCAACUCGCUGCGCUCCGACAAGUACUCGCUCAACGGCAUGGCGCUGGCCGAGCCCGACAAGCACUCCCUGCUGGUGGGAGACAUGAACUGCGAGGAGGAGAUGGUGUGAGGAGGAGGAGGAGGAAGAAUGAGUGUGUGUGUGUGUGUGUGUGUGUGUGUGUGUGUGUGUGUGUGUGUGUGUGUGUGUGUGUGUGUGUGUGUGUGUGUUUUAAGACUUGAUAUAAAAAAAAGAGAGAUGGAGGGAGAUUAUGGAGGGUAAGGAGAUAAAUGUACAACCCUCAGUCCUUUAAAGUAGCAUAAGGGUUGGAACUUGAGCUCUGGAAUUCACCACUCUCUCUCUCCCUCUCUGUCUCCUUUGAGCCACUGCUGUGCCUAAGCUGUGGGUGUUUGUUAACACUCGUAGCCUGUUGACAUUUUGUUUCUCUGUUUGUUUGUUUGCCUCGCACUAUCACUGCAGGCACACGAGUGUGCGUAUCCCAACUUCAGGCAGGAUAUCUAAAGUGUCACUGCAGUGAGUGUCUGUUUUCCGAGUCCGCUUAUAUAUCAGAAAGUACAAGACAAGGGAGCUGGAGGGAUAGACACUCAAAAUCAAGAUAUGACAAAUCAGAGUUGCAAACUAUCUUUACUUUGCUGAGGAGCAUACCAGAUCUGAAAGAUCUGUCCAAAGACCAAUUGAAACAAUGCCCUCACAGGAAUUAAAGAAAAAUGUGGUCAGAGGAUUUUAUUAGUUUCCCCUAAAAAGGAAAUGUGACUUACAUUUAUAAUAUUGUGUAUUAUGAUUUUAAUGCAAAGACUAUUUAUACAGCCUAAUUUUAAAUGUUACUACAGUAUGUCACAAUCUUUAUAUAUUUUUUUCGUGUGACACUAAGGAAUGUAGAAAUGCACCAUCAUUAUUUAUCUUUCUUUUCCAAAUGAAUUCUGACCGCUCUGCGUUUCUGCAAAAGAAGCCUUACUUCAGAACUGGCAAAAGCUCCAUGCAGGAUUCCAGUGUCGUCAGAAUGACUCUAGUACCAGUCACAGACUAUCCUGGUUCAGUUGGGGAAAGAAAAAAAAAAACACAUUCCAAAGAUUCCAAAGCAGUUUGACCUCCGGGCUCUAAAAAACCGAACCUCAUUCUUGAAGACCGGUCAAGACAGACACGUAAGAGAUUGCAGGUCCAUAGUUGACCCGGUCUCAGUCCAGACCGGACCAGACAGAGUAUCCGGGUACCUGUCGGAGUACCUGUCCGAGAACAGAUUAUAUCCUGUACUGUAUACACAGUGUUUGUCGUGUAGCUUUCAUGUCCGUGCCAUCUGGUGUGAAGGUCAAUAAGUGAAUGUGAAUAUGUUUUGCUGUGAAUCAAAGAACAACAUUAACAAGGUGAUAACGGAUGUGUUUUCUACUCAGCUUAGUGCUUUGCAAACGACACGUCCUCAAAUCUCAAGUGCUUAUGAAUUAUCGAUGCUGUUUGCUGCCUGAAAGUUUAGGUGACUUUCUCUCUGAAGUCUUUGUGUCUCAAUGUAGUCUUGGCAUCUCUAUAUUUGUUUUCUUGAUUUUGCCAAAAUGUAAGAGUGAUUUCCACUAAAGUGACAUCUAUUAGGUACAUACCCAGUAAUAUUCUCCCAUCAUGGCAUAAUCAAAAACACCAACCUAAUCGGAUUUGUUUUUUAGAAUAUGAUAAAUUUGUUUUAAGACUUGUGCAACCAAACUUGUUACUGGUCUCUCUCGCGCAUACACACUCUCUCUCUUACUCAUGCCACGAGCGUAAUCAGUUUCCCUGGCCUUAGUAAGGAGCUUGGCACUUUCCUCAGGGGUAAAGAGGCCUUAAAACAAUGUGCACAUUUCAGAAAUGCAACACUACACUUUGCAGUCAGAUAUACGCUCAGAUGUACUCUAAGGAAUCCACACAUUUAGUGCUGCUUGUCACAAACACCACAUGAUGAAGGAACACUUUUAAUUAAAGAUGUAUAAUCGUUGCAUUUAUUUUGUAUUACUCCAGUCCACUUCUAUGUAGUGUUAACAGUGUGCAAAGAAGCGUUGGGUCAGUUCGAGAUACCAGACAAUUUCAAUUUCUUCUUUUUUUUUUUUUUUUUCCUUCUGCUGCACUUUGUAUUAUGUACUUCACAUGUUGUGAUAUUUAUUGCUGGUCUUGCCGUGUGAAUUGAGGAAAGUGUAGUUGGAAAGUAUUUGGACAGGUCGUACACAGUGUUUAGUUUUCUCAGUUAUACAGUGCAUACUCUGCAGUCCUUUAGUUACUUCUGUUGUAAAUAUGUACAUUAUGCCUUUGGAAUAAAUAAACUUCCUUGGCAUCUGUUUUAGUGUCCAUUUGUAAGUCUGGGAUCCCUGAAUGCGUGGACAAACUGCGCCGCCCUGUGGGCACAUAUAUAAUUGCUUUAUUGUC